Molecule: messenger RNA, 1104 nt
Organism: Alligator sinensis (Chinese alligator)
Lineage: Eukaryota; Metazoa; Chordata; Crocodylia; Alligatoridae
Product: kelch-like protein 4
Exons: 4
Molecular function (GO): protein binding
Source: RefSeq, a predicted model, not a curated record
CAGCUUAGCAGCAGCUUGAAGGGCUUGCUGUGUAUUAAUCAGGGGGAAAAAAAGGGCUACUGGUAUUUCUUCUUUUGUUGUCUUUUCUUAAGAAGAGGCAGAGGAAGACAAGGAGAUAACAAAGAAUACAUUUCCUUUCUAAAGGAUAUCCCUUUGUCUUUUUUUCCUGCAACAAUGUCAGUUUCUGGAAAGAAGGAGUUUGAUGUGAAACAGAUCCUAAGGCUACGCUGGAGGUGGUUCACUCACCCCUCACAAGGCUCCACAGGCACCGGAGGCUGCCUGCAGCAGGAAGGAUAUGAACAUAGAGGAACACCGGUUCAGAACAGGUUGAAGAGUCACUCUCGGGAGAGAAAUGGGCUGAAGAAAAACAACAGUCCUGUUCACCACAAUAUACUGACACCGGUACCAGGUCCAACCCCUGUACACCACCGAUCUAUUCAAACCUGGCAUCAGCAAAACCUAUUAGAACAACUACAGACUAAUGAGGAUAUCCACAAAGCAAACACAGAAGAAAAUUUUAUCAAGGAGGUUUCAAGGAAAAACACACAGGAUUUGCAGAUGAUCACAGAGGAAAACACAGAUAAAUCCACUGAGAGAAUUUCAAUAACAAACUGUUCACCAACUGUAAUGAACACCGGUGGCUCAGAUGAAUACUUCCAAUCUACAAACCAUGCAGAACAGACAUUCCGCAAAAUGGAGAACUAUCUCCAGCAAAAACAGCUGUGCGAUGUUCUUCUCAUUGUUGGAGAACACAAGAUUCCAGCUCACAGGUUGGUUCUUAGUGCUGUAUCUGAUUAUUUUGCGGCAAUGUUUACUAAUGAUGUGAGAGAAGCAAAACAAGAAGAAAUCAAAAUGGAAGGGGUAGACCCAGAUGCACUAAAGGCUCUGGUGCACUAUGCUUAUACAGGUAUAUUAGAGUUAAAGGAAGACACUAUAGAAAGCCUGCUAGCUGCAGCUUGUCUUCUACAACUGUCACAAGUCAUUGAGGUGUGUUGCAACUUUCUUAUGAAGCAACUCCAUCCUUCAAACUGCUUAGGGAUUCGUUCAUUUGGAGAUGCUCAGGGUUGCACAGAACUCCUGAAGGUGGCACAUACUUAUACUAUG